Messenger RNA from Malassezia sympodialis ATCC 42132, 534 nucleotides. RefSeq lists its product as uncharacterized. The transcript is spliced from 2 exons. Gene Ontology annotation, cellular component: nucleus; cytosol. Gene Ontology annotation, molecular function: protein binding; peptidyl-prolyl cis-trans isomerase activity. The record is from RefSeq and is a predicted model, not a curated record. The coding region runs from base 1 to 534 and encodes 177 amino acids. Lineage: Eukaryota; Fungi; Basidiomycota; Malasseziomycetes; Malasseziales; Malasseziaceae.
AUGUCGCACACUUGGGAAGUCCGCUUCAGCAACUCGCGCCAGCUCCCGUACUUUUUCAAUUCUGAAACACGUGUGUCUAUGUGGGAACUGCCGGAUGGCAUGUCGGAAGAACAGGCCCGGCAGCUCCCUGGCGGCCACUUGCUCGGCGAGGCAUCGCAGGCGCACCCUGCGCGGGUGCGCGCGAGCCACCUGCUCGUGAAGCACAAGGACAGUCGCCGGCCCAGUAGCUGGCGCGAGGCGCAGAUUACCCGCACGAAGGACGAGGCGAUUGCGCAGCUGCGCUCGUACCAGGACCAGCUGGGCGCCCAGCCUAGCGUCGAAGCGUUUGCGGAGCUGGCCAGCCAGUUCUCGUACGUACUUGCUACUGACAACAGCGACUGUUCGUCUGCGCGCUCCGGCGGCGACCUUGGUUCUUUUGGCCGCGGUCAGAUGCAGCGUCCGUUCGAGGACGCAACGUUUGCGCUGCCGGUAGGUCAAAUGAGCGGCGUCGUCGAAACUGAUAGCGGCGUUCAUCUCAUUCUGCGCACGGCCUAG